AAUUUCAAACAUGAGAGCUGUUAGUUGUCAACAAAAUUUUAAGAAAAUGUCAAAAUCUAUGCCUAUUAUCAAACAUUUUAGUAUUGAAUUAGAUAAAAGUCAACACAUCUAUAGAGCUGGAGAUGCGGUCAAAGGAAAGUGUUAUUUGAAUAUUGAAGGAAACAUUCAAUUCAAACACAUCGAUAUUAAUCUGAUUUUUGAGGCAUUUGUAGAUUGCAAACAAACAAAAUUUGAUAAGCAAUCAAUGUAUGAGUUGAUUGAUAAAUAUGAUCUCUUGAAAAAAUCGGCAACCGAUCAAACAUUGGAAGGUUUGGUUGAAAUUGAUUUUUAUUUUACAAUACCUGAAAAAGGCUGUGUUUCAUCAUUUUAUGGCAAAUUUGGUUUUAUUCGCUACAAAAUUGAAGUUAUUAUUCAUAAAGAUUGGGAUAUAUUUCGCAAAGAAGUUUUUCUAACUGUAAUCGCGCCAUACAAUGGAAAUGUAGACGAUGUUUAUACACCAAUUUCAACAAUGAUUAGAAAGAAAAUUGGAAUUUUCAACAAUUUUAUAGAAGUUUUCGCUAAAUUAGACAACGGAUGGAUUACUCCGGGAGAUAAAAUAUCAGUAUAUUGUAAUGUUGACAACAAUAGUGACCAUAAUCUCAAACUAAGUUUAUCAUUACAACAAAAGCAGAACUAUUUUUAUACAAAAAUCAAAAGUAAAAUAUCAAAUGACAACAUGUAUGACAUAAUUGAAGCAAAAUCUCACAGUUAUUCUAAGCGUAUAUUACUAGGAAUUCCAUCCAAUUUAAAAACUAUGUCAUUGGACUGUAAUAUAUUGAAAAUCAAUUAUCAAAUUAGAGUAUUGAUUGAAAUUGAAGAUUCAAAAGAAUUAUUGAAAGUUGAGUUACCUAUUGUACUGACAAUACCUACCAAAAGUGAUUCAAACAAAAUAUAUGAAACACAUUCACUUCCACCAUCUUAUAGUGAUUGUCAUAUAUUUGAACCAUUUGUCGAUCAAAACAUACAAUUUCUUAACAAAACUGUUGUCUUAGCCGAUGAUAAUAAAUAUAAUGAUUGCAGCGCUUAUUCACCCAAUUUUGUGGAUCUGCCGCCCACUUAUACAGAAGCUAUCUUUGGUAUUAAAUAA
Oppia nitens is the source of this 1126-nucleotide messenger RNA. Its product is annotated as arrestin domain-containing protein 2-like. The transcript is spliced from 6 exons. Bases 11 to 1126 code for a protein of 371 amino acids. Gene Ontology annotation, cellular component: cytoplasm. Gene Ontology annotation, biological process: protein transport. Lineage: Eukaryota; Metazoa; Arthropoda; Arachnida; Sarcoptiformes; Oppiidae. The record is from RefSeq and is a predicted model, not a curated record.